Pyrus x bretschneideri (Chinese white pear) is the source of this 1766-nucleotide messenger RNA. RefSeq names its product pentatricopeptide repeat-containing protein PNM1, mitochondrial-like. The record is from RefSeq and is a predicted model, not a curated record. Gene Ontology annotation, molecular function: protein binding. NCBI's taxonomy places the organism in Eukaryota, Viridiplantae, Streptophyta, Magnoliopsida, Rosales, Rosaceae.
AUGCGGUCUUUACAGCCUCUGCAACUCCGGCGGCUCCUGCUCCGCUACCUCUCCACCUCCUCUUCAUCGCCGUCGUCUUCCCAAACACUCCAAACCCACAUUCCAUUCCUCCCCCAAACCCCCACCCAUUUCCGCCAUUCCCGACCCGCCAUAGUCACCGGAACAAGCUCCCACUUUCUAUCUCUACCCCAUUUCUUUCUCUCUAAACCCUUCUCUUCCUCCGCCCCACCGACCCAAGAUCCAGAUCAGUCCGAAUUAGCUCAGUCUCUCUCCUCCGAGCUCCUACAGGAUUCUAGCUCCGACCCCCUCUCCGUAACCCAACGCCUCCAAUUGAGCUUCUCCCACAUCACCCCGACAGCUCCUCUGGUCCUUAACGUACUCAAUCAGUCCCCCGAGGCCGGCCGUACGGUUUUAGGGUUUAACCAGUGGCUGAUCUCGAACCCUAAUUUUGAGCACACGGACGAGACCCUCUCGUAUUUUGUGGAUUACUUUGGGAGGAGGAAGGAUUUCAAGGCGACCCACGAUGUGAUUGUGAGUGCAGGUGGAGUUGCUGGGUCGAAAACCUUUGCUUCCGCCAUUGAUAGGCUGGUGAGAGCUGGGAGGCCUGCUCAGGCUGUUUCUUUCUUUGAGAAGAUGGAGAAGGAUUACGGGUUGAAGCGCGACAAAGAUUCGCUGAAAUUGGUUAUCGAAAAGCUUUGUGAAAACGGUUUUGCGAGCAAUGCUGAGAAAAUGGUUAAGGGUUUGGCCAAUGAGUUUUUCCCUGAUGAAUAUAUGUGUGAUCUGCUGAUCAAGGGUUGGUGUGUUGAUGGGAAGCUCGAGGAGGCGAGGAGAUUGGCUGGAGAGAUGUAUAGAGGAGGGUUUGAGAUUGGUACUACUGCUUACAAUGCGAUUCUUGAUUGCGUUUCCAAGCUUUGUAGGAAGAAGGAUCCCUUUCGCCUUCAUUCGGAGGUGGAGGAAAUCUUGGUGGAUAUGGACACUCAUGGGGUUCCGAGAAAUGUGGAGACAUUCAAUGUGUUGAUUAGUAAUUUGUGUACGAUUAGGAAGACAGAGGAUGCUCUGAACCUGUUUGAGAGAAUGGGUGAGUGGGGGUGUUACCCGAAUGAAACUACAUUUCUUGUGUUGAUCAGGAGCUUGUAUCAGGCGGCGAGGAUUGGGGAAGGGGAUGAAAUGAUCGAUAGGAUGAAGUCUGCCGGGUUUGGCGAGGCUCUUAAUAAGAAGGAAUAUUAUGGAUUCUUAAAGAUUUUGUGUGGCAUUGAGAGAAUCGAUCACGCAUUACGUGUUUUCAAGAAGAUGAAGGAGGAUAAAUGUGAGCGAAUCAAGACUUACGAGCUGUUGAUGGGAAAACUGUAUGCUCACAACCGCGUCGAUAGAGCCACCGCCCUGUUCAAUGAGACUCAAAAGAGAGGGGUGACUUUGACACAGAAGGCGUAUCCGGUGGACCCGUAUUUCUUGAAGAAGAAGAAGGAGCUAAAGGCUUUGAAGAAGGGUGUGAAGAAGGAGAAGAAGCGGGAAACUUUCCCUGAGAAGAUGGCAAGGAAGAAGAGACGGUUGAAGCAAAUUCGAUUGAGUUUCGUAAAGAAGCCGAAGAAAAUGCAGCGUCGAGCCUACUGAUGAGAUGGGAAUGACAAUUUUGAUCAAAGUUUCUGUUUUUGGAAGUUUGAUCGUUUGUUUUCGUUGAUGUCGAAUGUAGUUGCCUUACUUUUGAAUUGUUGUUUUGAUCUUAUAGUUGGUUAAAUUAGAAAUAAACCGGACUUUGAUUCAUUUAA